AUGAGGGCCCCGCACACACCUGCCAGGGGAACCCCUGGAGAGCCAGCCUGUCCCGGCUCCGUCCCUCUGCCCACAGCCCCUGCAGGAGGAGAUGGGGUGUCUCAGCAGCCGAGCCUCAGGUCCCCUGGACGUGGAGUGUCCAGCUGGGUGCAGAGGCUCUUCCUCGUGCCCAGUGGCACUCACAGGGUCCUCCAUGUGCAGAGCCUAAGCCAGGGGCCCAGCAAGGACCUGGACCCCAUGCCAGGAGUGUCCUCCCGGGCCCUUGGCCACUCCUCAGUCUUGGCAGGAGAGGCCCCCGUGCCCCCCGCCUGCCCGGCUCCUGAGUCCACACGCCGGGUGUGUCUGAGCCAUGGGGCCAAAGUUCAGCAGCAGCAGGGAGGGCUGGAGCCUCGGCGGCUGGUCUCGGCCACAUGCAAGGGCUGGCACCUCCGCAGCCCCCAUGGGCCCUGGGACCCUCCUGCCCGAGGACCAGAGCCUCCUCUGAUCAGGCCACAGAUGCCAACCCCAGAAAAAGCCCGGGAGCUGGGGACCCAGCCAGCUGGCCCCCCGAAGACUGACCCCUUGGCCAGACAGCCCAGUCUGCCCACGCCCCCCAGCCCUCCUCACAGCUCCCCAUGCAGAAGCUCGUGCCCAGGCCUCUUCCCACUGCCUCCAGGCGGUGACCUGAGGACGGAUAGCGGCCAGGCUGCCCUGGCUCUGGGUGGGCGGCAGGGGCAUGAGCGCACCCCCACAGGCCCCCCAACCUCGGCCCCAGAUGCUGUGGGUGGCUCCCGGGGCCAGAGGGCUCCAUGCCGGGCGGGCAGGGGUCUGGGCUGCAGCUCCUGCCCCCCAGCUCUCGGCUGUAAGGACGGGUGUGAGGGUGGAAGGGGGGAGCCCCAGGGUCAGGGGUCAGCAUCAGGUCCCUUUGCUGGGGUCAUGGUCCGCGGGGCCACGGUCUGCCAGUCGCCGGCUGCGAGCCCCGAGUUAGCGAACGCUGACUCGUUACCCGAGGAGAAGCCGGGCGCCGUCAGCCGACCACCGCACGACUCGUCCGCUCUGUGUCUCUAA
Molecule: messenger RNA, 1047 nt
Organism: Choloepus didactylus (southern two-toed sloth)
Lineage: Eukaryota; Metazoa; Chordata; Mammalia; Pilosa; Megalonychidae
Product: basic proline-rich protein-like
Exons: 8
Coding region: 1-1047 (348 amino acids)
Source: RefSeq, a predicted model, not a curated record